Corticium candelabrum is the source of this 1086-nucleotide messenger RNA. RefSeq lists its product as uncharacterized. The record is from RefSeq and is a predicted model, not a curated record. The coding region runs from base 114 to 614 and encodes 166 amino acids. Lineage: Eukaryota; Metazoa; Porifera; Homoscleromorpha; Homosclerophorida; Plakinidae. The transcript has a single exon.
AGCAUCCAGGUUCAAAUUAAAGGCUGUGCUUGAAACAGGGAAGUUUACGUCAAAUUAGCGGAACAAACGAAGGAAGCGGAAUACUCACAAACGGGUGUGCAGUGCCGGGAAAAAUGGAGAACUUGAAGGCAGACUAUAAGAAGACAAAGGACAACAACAGCGAGAGUGGAUGGGCACGUCGUUCUACCAGAAUAUUUGAGGCGAUAGACCGCAUCCUGGGGCACAAGCCAGCAACUUGCCCACCUGUUCUGUUGGAAACACUGUCAGUUUUACUAGCUGCAGGUGCAGGUGCUAGUGAUCAACAAGAUGACGACGUUGAGGUCAGUCAAGACUUUGAUGGUAAAGGAAGCUCGGUGAUGGGCAGUUUCUCGCGUACAAGCUUACUCCGUCUGAAGGAAAGUUCCAGUUCCGCCGCAGCAGCCGUGUGUUCAGAAGGUUCCAUUGCUGACACUUGCCAAAUCACGUCUGCUAGUAGUAAAAAGGAAAAAGGAGUGAAAAGACAACAGCAAUGCAGGAAUAGAGGCCACGAGGGAAGAAUGAAAGACAUGAUGGAAACUAUGAUGAAGGGGUUGAGUGAGAUGAAGGAGCAGAUGCAGCACUAUUGGUGGAACUAGAGAACAAGAGGAUGCAGUACGGAGAUUCACGACAGAGAGAGAAAAGAGAGUAUGAAGGAAGGAGAAAAAGAGAGGAAAGAGAGUAUGAAGAAAGGAGAAAAAGAGAGGAAAGAGAGUAUGAAGAUAAAAAGAAGAAAGGAAGAAAAGGAAUUUCAACUGCAGAUGAUGCAGUUGAUGGUAGGAUUUGUGAACCAAAGCCAGCUCAAUAUGGCCCACCAUGGGCAUAUUUCGAUCUGCUGUCUCAACAUCAAUAAUAUACUGUUGUUACAGUUGCAUCUUUUGUUGUUGGAGUUAAUGGCAUCUAUUUAUUAUUAGAGCUACAUCUAGUUGUUGCUGGAGUUACAUCUAUUUAUUUUUAAAGUUACAUCUAUUUGUUGUUGGAGUUACACUUAUUUGUUGUUGGAGUUGUAUCUGUUUCCAUAACUGUAGAGAUACAGUAGUAUGUUGUUGAAACAAUAAGUGAUAUUAUAAU